Messenger RNA from Lecanosticta acicola, 1547 nucleotides. The record is from the annotation of a GenBank genome assembly. NCBI's taxonomy places the organism in Eukaryota, Fungi, Ascomycota, Dothideomycetes, Mycosphaerellales, Mycosphaerellaceae.
AUGGCGCGCAAAGUCAGCAUCGGUCGGCAACUCCUCAUCAAUCCGUUUCUGCUGGCUGGCACACUGACGUGGAUCUAGGCGACGUACCACCGCCAACCUUCGAUCUCGACACAUGGGCCAACAACUACGAGGGUACCUUUUCCCGCUGCGAUGCGCAAGGACGAAUGACUUGACUGAUUGUUCGGCUAGGCACGCUGCUACUCUUUCGCCUCGCCCACGUCGCCAUCCGAUGUCCGCAACUCUCCCGCCCCGCGCUCGCCAUGGCAAUCGAUUUCACGAAGAAGGGCAAGGACGUGCAGACGUACAACCGACUCACCGAACUCGCCGCGGGCCUCGAAUUACAAGAUCUGGCUAAUGUGGACAUUGACUGGGCGUCGCGGAAGGAUGAGGAGAACCGACGGGAGUUGAGCAAGCUGGAAGGAGAGUUGAGAGGGUAUAAGAACAAUCUGAUUCGCGAGAGCAUCCGCAUGGGCCAGGAAGACCUCGCGAUGCACCAUCUCCUCACCGGCGGUCCAAUUCCCGAUCCUUCAAAUCCACAGAGUGUGAGCAAUUCGGGCUACAACGCGGCGUGGCAGGCUUUCGGCAAGAUGCGGGAUUACUGCACGACGCCCACUCAUAUCAACAGUAUGAAUCUGCGCCAGCUGUACGCCGCGCUGGUCCAGGCAGCAGCAGCUCAGCAAGCGGGCAGCUCUCCUGGUGUCGGCUUUUCGAGCGUCCUCAAUCACGCGGGUCGAAUCUUUCGCAGUGGCGUCAAAGAUGAGGAGCAGAGCAGAUUGACGCCCAUCUCGCACGUAGCCACAGGCAUCGCACAUCUCGGAAUGGCCGACUACCGUUCCGCAGCGGACGCGCUCCUCAAGACGCCCUUCGACUACCACAACAUGGGAAAGGUACACGAAAUCGACUUCGAGAAGCAGGUGGCCUCCGCCAACGACGUGGCCAUCUACGGCGGCUUGUGUGCUCUGGCUACGAUGACGCGGGAAGAGCUGGUGAGUGUGGUCCUCGGCGGUCCGUUUCGUGCAUUCUUGGAGCAAGAACCCCAUCUGCGGAAGGCGAUCAGUGAAUAUACCACCGCAAAGUAUCAGUCUUGCAUCGAUACCCUGCGCCGCUACCACAGUGACUGGAGCCUGGAUCUUUUCCUCGGCGCCACGAACCCAUCCAUCAUCGGCACGCACGUCGACCGCCUGUUUGCGCAGAUUCGCGAGCGCAGCAUCACGGCCUACUUCUCGUCCUUCUCCGAAGUCAGCCUCCAAUCGCUCGCGUCGACCUUCCCUCCAGCGUCUAGCGCACCGGACGCCAUGGAGGUGGAGGUCCUUGACAUGAUCGAGAGCGGCUCGCUCAACGCACGACUGGACGUUGUGAACGGUGUGCUCAUCGCGCCAACGCAGGAUCCGAGGCAGGCUACACACCAAGCCGCGAAGAAGACGGCCGAGGAGGUGGAGCGAACGCUACAGUUGCGGCUGCACAAGGUCAAUAUGAGUCUGGCCGGCUUGGAAAUACCCAAGCUCAAGGGCGGAUGGGACGUUGGGAGGGUUGGCAACGGCUACUGA